Messenger RNA from Brassica napus (rape), 1680 nucleotides. RefSeq lists its product as uncharacterized. Bases 1 to 1680 code for a protein of 559 amino acids. The transcript has 5 exons. NCBI's taxonomy places the organism in Eukaryota, Viridiplantae, Streptophyta, Magnoliopsida, Brassicales, Brassicaceae. The record is from RefSeq and is a predicted model, not a curated record.
AUGCCCGAUGAACCAAACUUGAAGCUGCAUGGUAUGUGGAUGCUUCUACUGCGCAUUGUUCCUUUACACGAGUCAGAGGACACAGCUUGGUUUGCUGUUAAUGGAGUGCCCAUUCGGUAUUCAAUGAGAGAGCAUGCUCUCAUGUCGGGAUUGGACUGUCAUGACUACCCGGCUAAGUAUAAGAAGAUUGGAAGCUUUGCGUUUGUAGACAUGCAUUUCAAAUCACAUAAGGAGAUCACGAAGAUAUCUAUGAGAGAGAAAUUGUUGAGUAUGGGUGCGUGUGGGGAUCGACUCAGGAGGGCGGUGCUUUACUUCUUAGGCACGAUUAUCAGAGGGAAGGGAAGGUAUAAUGCCCCUUUUGACCCUUUCAUAUUAAGAGUCGUCAACGAUGUGGAGGUUUGUAAAAUCUUUCCUUGGGGUCGGUUGACGUUUGAAGAUGCUCUCCGGUCCAUCACUCGCGUGAUGAAGCAUCUGAAAGGGAAACCUAAGAAUAAUGUCAACUUUCUCGGGUUCAUAAUUCCUUUGGAGAUCCUGGCAUUUGAGUGUAUUCCAGCUCCGAAAGCACGAUUUACAGAAGGUGUAGAUGGCUGUAUGAGUAAGUGUCUGAGGAUGUGUAAAAAGCGGUUCCAAAGUAACAGCAUGAAGGGUUAUCCUCUUGCGGAUUUAUACGACACACUUGGAGAAAUUAAGGUUAUUGAUAGUGUUCUUGUUCCUACUGUUGAUGAGGAACCUCUCAUGGUACGCAUAAUGGAUAGGGAGCUAGACUAUGAAAAUGAAGAAGGCGUGAAUGUGGCUGAUGUGGCUGCAAGGGAGUUUCCUCAGAAGAAAGACAAAAGGAAAGUGCAUGAAGAAGCAUCCUCUUCUAAUACAAGUUUGGAAGACGUUUUGAAAGGGUUUGAAGAGAGGUUGAUGACAUGUUUGAGUGAAGUGAAUGGGAAGGUGGAGAAAAUGAACAAGAGGUGUAAGAGGAUGAAGGUAAUGGAGAAGAAGCUUGAGAAGAUUGAAGAUUGCCAAUAUUAUUUAAAAAAGAAGGUCAAGAAGGUGGAGACAUUGGACGGGAGGAUUGAUGGCAUUGAGAAAGAAAUGAAAGAGAAGGAGGAGGAUAACAAGAACAAUGAGGGUUUCGACUACCAAGGCAUGGAUUAUGACUGGGGUGGGCAGCGGAAUGACAGAAAUGAAGUGGACGCAACAACCAAAGAACCUGAAGAUGCAGAUAUGGUUGAAAAUACAGAGGUGGUAGAAGAGAAAGAGAGUGAAGAAGAGGCUCAGAAGGACGAUAGAGGGGAUGAGAAAGAGAGUGAAGAAGAGGCUCAGAAGGACGAUAGAGGUUCUGAGGAAGAGAAAGAACCUGAACCUGAAGCAGAAGCUGAAGAAGACAAAGAAAAAGAGGAUGAAGAGGUUGAGAAUGAAAAAAUACCUGAGAAAGAAUCUGAUGAGGUUCAAGAUGAGGUUGAGAUGAAUGAAGCCAAUGAGAUUGAAGAAGAGGUUGAAACAGAAGCUCGGGUUGAAGUUGAAACCGAGAAAACUCCUACACCACCACGUGGUAGGACUAAGGCAGCAGCCGCGAAGAGACAAGUCCUUACAACACCAGAGAAGUUGUUCGAAAAGGCUGAAAAAUGGUGGAGGAAGAGGUGGAAGAACCUGAGGAAGAGGCUGAAAAAAUGGUGGAGGGAGAGGUGA